GGGAACUUUUGAGAAGUGUUAAAAACUCCGUCGCUCAUCAGCGUUUCAAACAUAAAAGCAAACCACAUCUCUCUCUCUCUAUAUAUCUUCCGCCAUUGACAAGGAAUCUGGAAGAGAGACUUCAAAUACUCUCUUUUUCUCUCUCUCUGCAUCUUCUUUCAAUUUCUCCGCCUGCAAACCCUAGCACGCCGCCGGAAAGUCUCACCCUUCCCGGGCGGCGCCGUCGCUGCAGAAACAGAGCAGAAAGGAAGCUUCUUUUUUUUUUUAUCAAUGGCGGAUAAGGAAAUGCAAUUGCAAGAUGUGCCUUGUGAGGCUGAUGAUAUCCUCAAGGGUGAACCUUCUGAGCCAGGGAAGGAUCAAAACCCAAGUGAGCUCAUUCCUGACAACGAAGAUGGUGAUGGCCAGGCUAAUGGUCAUGGGAAGGCUGAUGAUGAUGAUGUCCUCAAGGGUGAACCUUCUGAGCCAGAGAAGGUUCAAAACCUUCCUCUCGAGGAUAACGAAGAUGUUGAUGGUCAGGCUAAUGGCCGUGAGAAGACUGCUGAUGUUCUUUACUCUCGGAAGAAGACUCAGGUGCGCUUUUUGAGUCCCGAUCCUAGAGAUGAUGAGAAUCCCAAAAAGCGCAAGACUUGGUUGCUCACUGACUCUGAGGCACAGGGAGAGGAUGAUGAUGAUGAUGAAGCAGGGACGCCAGAAGAACAGCAGGCGUUUCUAAGGGAAUUGGACACCUUUCACAGAGAGAAUUUCCUUGACUACAAGCCUCUUAAGUUUUACCAGAAGCCUUUGAACACUCUCAAGCUAUGGCGAGCGGUCAUUAAGCUAGGUGGCCAUGAAGUGGUCACCACAUCUAAGCUCUGGCGGCAAGUUGGAGAAUCCUUCAAUCCUCCAAAGACCUGCACAACAAUCUCCUACACAUUCCGCAAUUUCUAUGAGAAGGCACUUUUGGAGUACGAAAAGCAUUUAAGGAAAAAUGGUGACCUUAACCUUCCUGGUCCAACACUCAAUAUGUCUUCAAGCCUCGAUAAAGAGGUCAUGAGCCAUCAAGGUUCGGGAUCAGGCAGGGCACGGAGAGAUUCCGCAGCUCGUGCUAUGCAAGGUUGGCAGGCACAUCGCCUUGAUGAUUCUGGAGAGGAUAUGGGCUUAAACUCAACCCCAAAACACAAGAAACUCAAGAGCAUUGGUCUGCCGAAACCCAGAACACCAAAUUGCACGGACCUUGCUGUUUCACAAGAAGCAGAAAAACAGUCGGUUGGUGACGUUAUUGAUGAUGGACCUCUUGCUGACUGGGUGAAGAUAACUGUCAAAGAAACUAGAGAAUCCUUUGAGGUUUUUGCCUUGGUACCUGGACUUCUCCGCAAUGAGUUUUGUAGGUGGUACGAUUUUUCUGGUGAAAUCAUAACAGAGAUCAAAGUCCUGAACAGAAUUGUUUUAUUUUGUUCUCAGAUUCGAAUUCAGUCAGAUCCUGCAGGAAGGCUGAUUAUAACAGGCGAGCCUGAGCAGCUUGACAAUCCUUGGGGCAUUACACCAUUCAAAAAGAUUGUUGUCUUACCAGCAAGAAUCGAUCCGCUUCAUACAAAUGCGAUCAUGAGCAUGCAUGGUCGGUUGUUCGUACGAGCUCAAUAUGAGAAGUGAUUGAUCUCGAGUGUUGUUGAGCUUGCUGUUUGUUCUUAGUUUCUCUUAGGAAUUCAUUGGGUAUUGGAACAAAAUGGCUUAGGGGGGGCUGGAGCAGUUUUUAACUGUAAUUUUUAGUUUGAAGACUCAAAGUUAAGAGCAGACAAUAAAAUAUUGUAUCUUUGUUGUAAGAUAUUUCUUUUGUAGAAUUUGUUAUAAGUUGGAGAAGCUGCUUCAGUUCUUA
This is a messenger RNA of Brassica napus (rape), 1852 nucleotides long. Its product is annotated as AT-rich interactive domain-containing protein 6. The coding region runs from base 271 to 1629 and encodes 452 amino acids. Gene Ontology annotation, cellular component: nucleus. Lineage: Eukaryota; Viridiplantae; Streptophyta; Magnoliopsida; Brassicales; Brassicaceae. The record is from RefSeq and is a predicted model, not a curated record. Gene Ontology annotation, molecular function: DNA binding. The transcript is spliced from 14 exons. Gene Ontology annotation, biological process: regulation of transcription by RNA polymerase II.